Molecule: messenger RNA, 1101 nt
Organism: Westerdykella ornata
Lineage: Eukaryota; Fungi; Ascomycota; Dothideomycetes; Pleosporales; Sporormiaceae
Product: FMN-linked oxidoreductase
Exons: 1
Coding region: 1-1101 (366 amino acids)
Molecular function (GO): FMN binding; NADPH dehydrogenase activity
Source: RefSeq, a predicted model, not a curated record
AUGUCGACUAGCCGCUUGUUUACUCCUGUCAAAGUGGGGAAUGUCACCCUCCAAAAUCGCAUUGCGAUGGCACCGUUGACCCGGUUCCGAGCAGACGACAAUCACGUUCCGCUACCUUUUGUGGUCGAUUAUUACGCUCAGCGGGCGUCAGUUCCGGGCACGCUUCUCAUCACUGAAGCAACCUUUAUCGACCCAAAAAACGGUGGUUACCCUAACGUGCCUGGAAUCUACAACCAGGCCCAGAUUGAUGCCUGGCGUAAAGUUACCGACGCUGUCCAUAAGAAAGGUUCCUUUAUCUACCUCCAGCUUUGGGCCCUCGGAAGAGUAGCCAACCCAGAUUUCGCGAAAGUGGAGGGUAUUGAGAUUACCAGCUCCAGCGCCGUUCCUCUCGAUAAGGACCAUGCCACGCCGAGGGAGUUGACUAUCCCGGAAAUCAAGGAGACUGUCGGAAGAUAUGCGCGAGCUGCGAAGAAUGCGAUCGAAGCGGGCUUUGAUGGAGUCGAGAUCCACGGCGCCAACGGCUACCUCAUUGAUCAGUUCUUGCAAGACAAAGUCAACCAGCGGACAGACGAGUAUGGCGGCACUGUCGAAAACCGGUCCAGGUUCGCAUUCGAAGUCGCCCAGGCCGUCGUUGAAGCCGUCGGUGCUGAGCGCACUGGCAUGCGCCUCAGCCCCUUCUCCGAAUUCCAGGGCAUGAAGAUGAAAGAUCCCCUCCCGCAGUUCUCAGAUAUCAUCAAGAAACUGAACAGACUCGGUCUUGGCUACGUCCACCUGGUGGACUCCCGGGUCUCGGGCAUCAUAGAUCAAGAGAGAACGGAUCGUUUGGAUCCUCUUGUCGACCUUUUCGAUGGACCCGUUCUCAUCGCAGGAGGCCUCGAUCCGAAGUCGGCGAAGGAACUCGUAGAGGAGGAAUAUCCCAACAAGAAUGUCAUCGUCGUCUUUGGUCGCUAUUUCAUCAGCACACCGGAUCUCGUCUUCAGAUUGAGGGAAGGUAUCGAUUUCAACGAGUACAAUAGGGAUACCUUCUACAUUCCUAAGGCCGAGGAGGGUUAUGUGGACUACCCAUUCAGCAAACAGUUUUUGGCAAGCGCACAGGCAUAG